UCACGUUUGUUAAUUCAUCCUCCUCCACCAGUAGUAUAUAUGUACACUUCAUUCAGUUCUGAAUUUUGUGAACUUUGUUUAUCUUCAAGAACACAAUAAUUCAAGUAAUCAUUUCUUCUCUCAGAAAAAAAAAAUCAAUCCUUGCCAUGGCCAAGGCUUCAGCAGAAGUUGAACAGCUUCAUUUCCUCCUAAUUCCUCUCAUGUCACAAAGCCAUAUCAUUCCCUUGACUGAUUUCGCCAAGCUAUUAGCAAGGCAAGGCCCUGUAGUUUCAAUCAUUACCACCCCACUGAAUGCUAUAAGGUACAAAUCCAUCGUUGAUCAUGCUUCCAGAUCCAAUCUCAAAAUCCAAUUGAUUCCCAUCGAAUUCCCGGGUAAAGAAUGUGGGUUACCCGAAGGAUGCGAGAAUAUGGAUGCUCUGCCUUCACCAAAUUUAGCCCGGCAUUUCUUUGACGCAUGUUCUCUGCUACAAGACCCGAUUGAAAUUCUUGCCAAAAAAUUGGUACCAAAACCGAGUUGUAUUGUUUCCACUAGUGCUCUGCCGUGGACACAAUCACUUGCCCAGAAUUUAUCCAUCCCGAGGUAUGUUUUCCACACAGUGUCCUGUUUCACUCUGCUCUGUUCUGACAUUUUAUCCAAGACUAAGGUUCACGAGGAAGUCAGUUCGGAUUCGGACACGUUUUUUCUACCGGACACUCCACACAGAAUCGAAUUCACAAAAUCCCAGUUGCCGGAAUCGAUGAGGAAGAAUUCAGACGACUUGAAAUCCGUCCUCGAACAUAUGAAACAGGUUGAAAGUCAAGCCAGAGGAUAUUUGAUCAAUAGUUUCGAGGAACUCGAUCCAUGGUACGUGGAACACCACAAAAAAAUCUACAAAAACUUUUGGUGCAUUGGUCCUGUUUGUUUGAGCCACAGAGAGAUGGAAGAGAAGAUUGGAAGGGGUAACAAAACUGCAGUAGAUGAGAAUUACUGCCUUAAAUGGCUUGAUUCUAAAGAACCCAGAUCCGUUAUUUACACUUGUUUCGGAAGCCUUUGUCGUUUAACACCGACCCAAUUGAAAGAAAUCGGCCGGGGAUUAGAAGCCUCAAAUCGACCGUUUAUUUGGAUUAUCAGAGAUUCAGAUUACUCCCGAGAAGUGGACAAAUGGUUGAAAGAAGAUAAAUAUGAGGAAAGGAUUAAAGGAAUCGUCAUCAAAGGGUGGGCACCGCAGGUAUUAAUCUUGUCCCAUUCUGCAAUUGGAGGAUUCUUGACUCACUGUGGAUGGAAUUCUACCAUGGAAGGGAUUUGUGCUGGGGUGCCAAUGAUCACUUGGCCUAUGUUUGCGGAGCAGUUUUACAAUGAGAAAUUUGUGGUGAAUGUUCUGAGGAUUGGGGUGAGGGUUGGAGUGAAAGAGGGAAUGAAAUUUGGGGAAGAAGAAAAUAAGGAUUAUUUGGUGAAGGGUGAGAAGAUUGCAGCUGCCGUUAAUGAGUUGAUGGAUGACGGUGAAGAAGGUGAAGCCAUAAGAAAGACGGCGAGGGAACUGAGUGAGAAGGCGAAAAGGGCAAUUGAAGAAGGCGGUUCUUCGUACGUUAAUACAACCUUGUUGAUUCAGGAUGUGUUGCAGCAAAAAGGGCAAUUGAAAGUCAACUGUUUUUCCGUUGGACUGGAGUACUGAUUUUUUCUUUUAAUAGUAGUAGUAUAAUGUACUGAUGAUACUUUUGCCCCCACCAUCUUCUGUUUGUUUGCUUCUUCUUCUUACUUCAGCAGAGUAUUUUGAUUUGUUCUAGUUUUCAUAUAAUACAUAUUUUUAAUUGACAAAAGAAUAUUAAAAUUAUAUUUUUA
Molecule: messenger RNA, 1819 nt
Organism: Oldenlandia corymbosa var. corymbosa
Lineage: Eukaryota; Viridiplantae; Streptophyta; Magnoliopsida; Gentianales; Rubiaceae
Source: the annotation of a GenBank genome assembly